CUCCCCGAAAGCUCACCACCACCCUCUUACUGAUUUGAAUGAGUUGCCCAGUGUUUAAUUGAUCCCGGGACAAUGAGGAACUAUCGGGGCAAUUCAGAGCCUCCGAACUCGUGUGACUCCGACGAUUCCGAUUACCAUGAUCGAACCACGGGUUUGCGACGAUCGGGAUUUCCGAUCAAGAUCUCUGGAAUCGCCAUGGGAAGCCAAGAGAGCCUGAAUUCGGGUGAAGAAUCGGGUCCGGCUUUGUGGGAACAUGCUUUGAAUAAGCGUCGAUCUGUGCGAAGUCUGAAGGGUGCUAGUGGUUCCAAGAUGCCGAUGGAGAGUGCUAAUUAUGGUCCCUUUGGAUUUGGGAUGCUGACGAAUAUGCAAAAGAGCAAACGAGGACUCGGAUGCAAUUAUUCGUCGGCGAGAACUAAGCGAUCCUCGUCCAUUAACAAUCUGGUCAACGCCGUGGAACAAAGUCAAGAAAUUGGGAGAGAAGACCUGCCGAAUACUAAUCAUAACAACGACAACGACAACGACAACAACAAUAGCACCAGGCAUUGCUCCAGUAAUGUGAGCACUCGGGAAAGACAGAGCUCCAAGUAUGAAAUAAGUACUUCCGUACUGGACCAUGGGGAACAUGAUGUUGCACAGAAUAGUCAAAGCAUCGAUUUUGAGAACUUUGAGAGAAGAUUUGUGGAACCAAUGCAAAAUCUGGCGUUUGGGGCAGGUGGAACUGUCUCCGAAGAGAUCUCAAAUAUUCCAAGAAAACAAGCGUCGGAGGCUACGAUUCGAACGCGGAACCCUUCUGAAGAUCACCUGCCAAAACUUGAAGCCAUGGACCAGAUUCGUUCAAGUUGCAUGUUCCAGGCCAACAAUGGAUAUUGCGAUCAAGCAGAUCCUACUCAGAGAUUCCAAUCAAUUGAUCAAAGAAGCGAAAAGAGUAAUCAUACUUCUUCACAAGUGGAAACAUCGAUGGUCAAUAAAAGUGACCGAUGUUCUUGGAACACUUAUUCACAGUCUUCGGAAUCAAAGGAACAAUUCAUCUCUCACAUGGACGAGCAUCACUCAACCACUCAAAUCGAAGGUGCGAAAGAAAUGAGAUCUGUUCAUGGCUCAAAAAGCUUUGAAAACGAGAUCCAUACAAAUCUGGAGCAAUUUAGUAGCGUUGGCAAUUGUAGUUAUGAAAGUCAAACUUGCGAUCAAGAAUAUAAAUACCUUGAAGAAUUGUCAGACUUCAGCAGAAAGCAAGAAUCCACUUCGGUUGAGUACGUGUCAAGCUAUGAGAAGUCUUCAUGCAAUGAGAUGGUCCAAGAAACCCAAAAUGUAGCCAGAACUCAAGGCAAGCGACAACAACAACAACAAGCACAAUCGAGUAGUCAAAAGUCGGAAAUCAUAAGUAUCACCUUGCAAUCUAGGGAGAUGAAUCAAUUUCAGCAACAGGAACUGGCCAAGGUUCUUUCUCAAGAGGCCUCCAAAGUGUUCCGAUCCAAAUCAAAAGACAGCCCAGAAACGACUACCGAAAACGAUUUGACAUCUCCCCCACCAAAUUGCCGACAAUCUCCAGUUCCUCAGGAUCCUCCAAUAUCAUCAUCAUGUCAAGAGGAGCCUCUUCCACAGUUUCCAAGCAAGAUAGAAAGUGUUCAGCAGAUUCCGACCAAAACCUGGUUUGCCAGUUUCUUGGAGCAAGACUUGUCCGUCCCAUUUUCUUCCAAUAUGCGGAGAGAAUCAAGUGUUCCACUGUCUGGAGGCGAAGGUUAUCAUCUGCAUAGGCCCAGGAGAUUCUCUGGUUUUUCGAAUGAUCAAGCCAAUCAAGACCUUGUCAGGCGUCUGUCAGUCAAAGGCCGCUCGUCAUCAUCAUCCCACCGUUCCUUCGAUUCAAAGGACGACACGCAAAUACAAUCGGAGUCCCAAGGGAAACACAUUCCCCCGCCAGUUCCCACGACAUUUUGCCAACAAAUCGAUUUGGGGCUCAACACUGAUCAGCUACUCGUUAACAAUAUUGAGAACGUUUUUGACGACGACGACGACAAUGAUGAGGUUCAAGAAGUGAAUCCCGGGGAUGUGAAUAUACAUGAACCAAUGAUCAUUCAACCCCUUUCAAACACUCCGGAUCAACCAAGAACCAUGCUAUUCGAUGAGGUAACCUUUCCAGAUGAGGAGGCCAAUUUGCCCCUGCCACCCUAUCCUGAGCUUGAUCAAAAUCAAGAUAUGCUCCAGGAUGUGAAACAUGACAUUCUACCUCGGGAAAGACUCACAGUUUCCAAAGAUGAGUGUUUGAUCUUUGACGACUUGUUUGAAAAGCUUGUCGAUGACGAAGCCUCCGACGAAGACUUGAAGGUCAAAACAAGACCAAGUGUGUCAAAUUCAAGCUAUCGGGAAUCAACGGUCCAUGAAUCAACGUUCCAAGAAUCUAUAGGCCAAAGAGGUUUGACGUCUCAGAGAGAAUCGAACGUUCAAAAUUCGAAUACUGACGAGUUUGGGACGAAUGAACCAGCGGUUCAAAAAGAGGCAGAGACUAAAGUCGAAGACCCUUAUACAGAAAUGACCUCAACGGGGUCCUUCUAUAGAACCGAUGACGUUUCUGAAGAUUGUACCCAAUUUACACAAACGACCGAGAGUAUCCUGCUUUCCUAUGGGUUCCAAAGGGAACACGACACGUUGGAGAAAUUUAUUCAACCUGACUCAACUGAGUCGAAGGACGAAGAUUUGACCUUUUUUCAGUUGAAGGAUAGAUUCGAAUCUUCCAGCUCCAAGUUAAAGGAGAAACGACAACGGAAUUUGACGAUUGAUUACCACGAUUUGGCGCCAUCCACUUGGAAAUGGAACGGUCAAAUUGCCAAACACGUUCAAGGGACUUGUGAUUCAAAAGAUCCGCUGAACUCUCAAAAGAACAAUGAGCAAAGUAUCGAAGGUGAUGGACACCAUGUUGACAGCUUGGAAGAGGGCCUUGGUCAAGGACUGGGAAUCAUCCUGGACAAACUAAGAAACAUCGAGACGAAACUGGACGAGAUCAAGACCAUGGAACAAAAUAUCUGGUACCCCGAGCUGGAUAUGCCAACCAAAGAAUCGUACCUUCCAGAGGUUGGACAGACUCCAACAGCCACAUUGGCCUUCAAUAAGAACGACGAUAAAAGAAGUUCCGUGGAUCCAACUUGGCCGGACAAAGACCUGGACGCCAUCUCAUUGUGUUCCAAUGACCAAACGUCACAGACACUCAUUGCCCACAAUGGGUUGGAAAAUGAAGACAACGAAGAUGCUUUGAGCGUAGCUGACACUAUUCCUGCCGACGACAUUUUGGAGAAUGCUAAUGUGAUCGUGACCACUCCCGAGACUGUGCGAGCCUCUCCCAUGAAAGAAUUCGCAAAGUUUGCCGUUGAUAUCUCUAGUUUGGCUACCUCUGAUGACGAGGAAGACACGACCACCGAGAGAAAUGCACGAAUUGAAGAACUCGCCAAAAAGAUCAUGGCUGAGAAGCAACAGCUUCAGAAGAUCGAGAGCCAAGAGCGCCAAUUGGCUCACGCCAAGGAUGAUUUAGACACCGUUUCAGAAGGAUCUGAAGACGAGGACGAGGAUCAUAAGGUUUCCGAGAGGAAGUUCCAGAACAUUGGAAUAACAAUUCGAAGGCGACGAACUAGGAGUGCGAGCCGAGACCGGUCUUUGGCCAAGAUCCGAUAUUGCUGGAGAUGCCAUCAAACGGGCCAUGAGAAUUUUGACUGCACUGCCGAACUUCACCCGGGAAAUUGGUGUCCCCGAUGUCUUGAAAACACCCAUUGGGAAGACGGAUGUUGGGUCAAUGAGCAACAGAUAUUUUGCACCAUUUGCACGCUUCCCGGACAUUUGCCCUGUGUUCACGAAACCUCAGAUUUCCGCCAACGGAAAUUGAUAGUGGAGACCUUUGGUUGGUUGGCCUUCAAGGACUGGUUUCGAGAGCCAGAUUUCUGGAGCUGGUGGAACAUUAGUGGGUACACUAAUGUUCCCCUAUAUAAAUUGAUGCAACACAAUCGAACCAAAGACGAAUAGUAGGGCCGAAUAGACAAUAAUUUAUUUUCCAACCUUAAGAGCGUGCAAGUUGUAUUUCAAAGACGAAGAACAUUCAUGGAACAAUAAAUGCUAUUCAUUUUGGAUAUCAGUCACCAUUA
Tigriopus californicus is the source of this 4124-nucleotide messenger RNA. RefSeq lists its product as uncharacterized. The record is from RefSeq and is a predicted model, not a curated record. Lineage: Eukaryota; Metazoa; Arthropoda; Copepoda; Harpacticoida; Harpacticidae. Gene Ontology annotation, molecular function: zinc ion binding; nucleic acid binding. The transcript is spliced from 2 exons. Bases 73 to 4005 code for a protein of 1310 amino acids.